AAAAAAGGAGGGAUUUUUCCCCCCCCCCCCCAAAAAAAAAAAAAGAGUGAUUCAGAAAUGAGCCCAGGGGAACAUAACUUAGUUCAGUUUCAGUUUUUCCAUAUGGUUUUAACCUGAACCAAACCGAAAUCCAAACCAAUUCGGGUUCGAUUCUCAGGAACUGAACAAGCUAUAUCUGAAUCGAAACCGAGAAAACCGGACCAGACCGGAAACAUAAAACCUUAGUUCAACACAUGGCAAAGAAAUCCGACUGACAAAUGGAGGAAGGAUAUGGGAGAAUAAAACAUAAGAUAUAAAGAAAAGGUUUAAUACACUAUUCAACCACCAACCAUUUACAACUAACUCCACAAGAAAACACACAGAGAGAGCAAAACCAAAAGAGAAAAAGAAAAAUGCCGAUACUCUCGAGAAGAAAUCAAGUGGGCCAUACUCUCUGUUUAAAAAUGCCAUUCUUCACGUGCGCAAAAAAAACCCAGUUCCAGUCUUUCAUGUCCCAUGCAAUAUAUAUUUAUAUAUAAUCAAGCUAUACCCGCCGCUGAACCAAAAACCAGAACAAACAAACAAACAAACAAACAAACAAACAAAAAAAGAAGAAAAAUUGCAUACUGGAGUCAAUGGCGGCUUCUAGCAUGAAGGUGAUCCCGAUGGCGAUCCCUGCUUCCGUGAGUUGCCAAAGGAUCGAGCUUCUGAAAGAAAACAGGGCCCGAGAGGGCAAAGAGAAACAUAGAUGCGGAGAAGGAGAAGAAGAAGAAGAAGAAAAAGGGUUGAGCUAUGAGUGCAGAGAUCUGUUGGAUUCUCUUCCCAGAGAGAAGGGAUGGAGAACUCGUUACCUUUACCAGUACCAAGGGUUUUGGUGCCAAGCCAAGGAGAUUCAAUCUAUCAUCUCCUUUCAAAAACAUUUCAAAUCGGUUAACAACGAUAUCAUCCUCGCCACCAUACCUAAAUCGGGAACCACCUGGUUAAAGGCUUUGACAUUCGCUCUUGUUAACCGUCACCAAUUCCCCGUUUCAUCGAGUGAUCACCCUCUUCUCACUUCAAAUCCUCAUGAUCUUGUGCCUUUCUUUGAGUACAAGCUUUAUGCAAACGACUCUGAUAUCCCUGACCUCUCCCAUAUCCCGAGCCCGAGAACUUUUGCCACCCACGUUCCUUUCGGUUCCCUGAAAGAUUCAAUCAAGAGCUCCAAUGUUAAAGUCGUGUACCUAUGUCGGAACCCAUUUGACACAUUUGUGUCAUCGUGGCACUACGUCAACAACAUAAAAUCUGAAUCUAUGAGCCCGGUUUCGCUGGAUGAAGGGUUUGAUUUGUACUGCAGGGGAGUCAUCGGGUUUGGCCCCUUCUGGGAGCAUAUGUUGGGAUACUGGAAAGAGAGCUUGGAGCGACCGGACAGAAUGUUGUUCUUGCAAUAUGAGGACAUGAAAGAAGACAUAGUGUCAAACUUGACCAAGCUGGCCAACUUCUUGGGGUUCCCUUUCUCGAAAGAAGAACAACAACAAGGUGUUAUACAGAGAAUUGCAAAGCUGUGUAGCUUUGACAGUCUGAAGAGCCUAGAAGUGAACAAAUCCAGCAAAUCGAUCAAGAACUUCGAGAAUAGGUUCUUGUUUAGGAAAGGUCAAGUAUCUGACUGGAGGAACUAUCUUCGCCCUUCGCAGGCAGAGAGACUAUCGAAAUUAAUGGAUGAAAAAUUAGCGGGCUCUGGUCUCACUUUCAAGUGCAUUUGACAGAGAAAUCUAUCAGAAGCAGGCCACAUAACAUUUCAACUCCAUCUGAUUCCGAUCGAGGUGAAAUGCUGAGACCAAAUCUAUCAAAGAGGGCUGUUAUCAUUUCUAAGAACCUGUUGUCUUUUAUAUUCAGUGUGGGAUUUAUGUAAUUUUCAUCAUGCUCAAUUUCAUCACGUGUUAAUGAAAUAUAAAUCCUGUUGUGUUUCA
This is a messenger RNA of Tarenaya hassleriana, 1925 nucleotides long. RefSeq names its product cytosolic sulfotransferase 15-like. Gene Ontology annotation, molecular function: sulfotransferase activity. Bases 615 to 1718 code for a protein of 367 amino acids. The transcript has a single exon. Gene Ontology annotation, cellular component: cytoplasm. Lineage: Eukaryota; Viridiplantae; Streptophyta; Magnoliopsida; Brassicales; Cleomaceae. The record is from RefSeq and is a predicted model, not a curated record. Gene Ontology annotation, biological process: sulfation.